CACUCAUGCCCGCCCCGCCCACUGCCUAAUCAAAACAAAUCCAAAACAUCGUGGCUGAUACAUUCUACCGAGCCAGGGGCUCUCAAAUUUGAAAAAAUAGCUGGUUGCAGAAUUUUCAGCGCCUAGCAGGCUCUGCUGCAGUUCUGUUGUCUGUCCGAGUUGUUCAAGUGGAUUUCCUAUAAAAAUGACAGCACUUCGUCCGUUUACGUGCAACGACCUUUUCAAGUUCAAUAACGUCAACUUGGAUCCUUUGACGGAAACUUAUGGUCUCUCUUUUUAUCUUCAAUACUUAGCGCAUUGGCCUGAAUACUUUCAAGUGGCCGAAUCACCAAGUGGACAAAUUAUGGGAUACAUUAUGGGAAAGGCCGAGGGCAAUGGAGAAAAGUGGCAUGGGCAUGUGACAGCUCUAACAGUGUCCCCGGACUACAGGAGACUUGGCGUUGCCAACACCCUCAUGGCUUAUUUGGAGGAGGUUUCUGAAAAAAAAAGGGCAUACUUUGUAGAUCUUUUUGUCCGAGUCUCAAACAAGGUUGCCAUCAAAAUGUAUAAGGAGCUCGGAUACAUCGUCUACCGGACGGUGUUAGAAUAUUAUUCAGGAGACCCAGAUGAAGACGCUUAUGAUAUGAGAAAGGCUUUGUCGAGAGAUGUGAACAAAUCUUCCGUGAUUCCCCUCAAGCAUCCAGUCCGACCUGAAGAUGUGGACUAAUUUACCUUAAAUUUUGUUUUUAUUAUUUCUGUGUAAUGAUAAAUGUAAUUAGGGAAAUCAUGUAACCAUAAUUGAAUAUAUAUAAAUUAAUACCAUUUUU
Molecule: messenger RNA, 806 nt
Organism: Neocloeon triangulifer
Lineage: Eukaryota; Metazoa; Arthropoda; Insecta; Ephemeroptera; Baetidae
Gene: Naa20A
Product: N-alpha-acetyltransferase 20
Exons: 7
Coding region: 185-706 (173 amino acids)
Biological process (GO): N-terminal peptidyl-methionine acetylation
Cellular component (GO): NatB complex
Molecular function (GO): protein-N-terminal amino-acid acetyltransferase activity
Source: RefSeq, a predicted model, not a curated record